Gymnogyps californianus (California condor) is the source of this 1596-nucleotide messenger RNA. It is a transcript of the gene RCC2, whose product is annotated as regulator of chromosome condensation 2. The transcript has 14 exons. NCBI's taxonomy places the organism in Eukaryota, Metazoa, Chordata, Aves, Accipitriformes, Cathartidae. The record is from RefSeq and is a predicted model, not a curated record. The coding region runs from base 1 to 1596 and encodes 531 amino acids.
AUGCCCCGGAGGAAAGCGGCGGGGCCGCCCUGGGAAACGGGCCCGGGCAACGGGGCGGCGGCGGCGGCGGCGGCGGCGGCGGGACGCAGCGGAGGAGGAGGAGGAGGAGGAGGAGGAGGCAGCAGCGGAGGAAGCAGCGAAGAAGAAGCGCCCCGAGAGCGGCGGCCGCGGGACGGCAGCCCCGGAGGGAGGAGGCCCGGCAGGCCCGGAGGAGCCGCCGGGAGCGGUGGGGCCGGAGGUGGUGGCGGCGGCGGCGCGGCGAGGGGACAGAGCGUCGUUAUCUGCGAGCCCGAGCACAGCAAGGAGCGCAUCAAACUCGAGGGCUCCAAGUGCCGGGGGCAGCUCCUCAUCUUCGGGGCCACCAACUGGGACUUGAUCGGCCGCAAAGAAGUGCCUAAGCAGCAAGUUGCAUAUCGUAAUCUGGGCCAGAACUUGUGGGGGCCGCACAGGUACGGGUGUCUCUCAGGUAUUCAGGUGCGGAGCGUGGUUUCGGGACCCUGCGCUGCUCACAGCCUGCUCAUCACCGCCGAGGGCAAGCUCUGGAGCUGGGGUCGCAAUGAAAAAGGGCAAUUGGGACACGGGGACACGAAGCGGGUGGAAGCCCCGAAGCUCAUCGAGGUGCUGGGGGGCGAAGCCAUCGUGCUGGCAGCCUGCGGUCGUAAUCACACCCUGGCGCUUACAGAGAGCGGCUCGGUGUUCGCCUUCGGGGAGAAUAAAAUGGGGCAGCUGGGGCUGGGGAACCAGACGGACGCCGUGCCCAGCCCUACGCAGAUCAUGUACAACGGGCAGCCCAUCACCAAGCUGGCCUGCGGGGCCGAAUUCAGCAUGAUCAUGGAUUGCAAAGGAAACCUCUACUCCUUUGGGUGCCCCGAGUACGGGCAGCUGGGGCAUAAUUCGGAUGGGAAAUUCAUCGCCCGGGCGCAGCGGAUAGAGUACGACUGCGAGCUGGUGCCGCGCCGCGUGGCCAUCUUCAUCGAGAAGACCAAAGAUGGGCAGAUCCUGCCCGUCCCCAACGUGGUGGUGCGGGACGUGGCCUGCGGGGCCAACCACACGCUCGUCCUGGACUCGCAGAAGCGCGUUUUCUCCUGGGGAUUUGGGGGCUACGGGCGGCUGGGUCACGCCGAGCAGAAGGACGAGAUGGUGCCUCGGCUGGUCAAGCUCUUCGACUUCCCGGGGCGCGGGGCGGCGCAGAUCUACGCCGGCUACACGUGCUCCUUCGCCGUCAGCGAGACAGGCGGCUUGUUUUUUUGGGGUGCCACCAACACCUCCCGGGAGUCCACCAUGUACCCCAAAGCCGUGCAGGACCUCUGCGGCUGGAAAAUCCGCAGCCUGGCCUGUGGAAAGAGCAGCAUCAUCGUGGCGGCGGAUGAGAGCACCAUCAGCUGGGGUCCCUCACCCACCUUCGGGGAGCUGGGCUACGGGGACCACAAGCCCAAAUCCUCGACGGCCGCCCAAGAGGUGAAGACCCUGGAUGGGAUCUACACGGAGCAGGUGGCCAUGGGCUAUGCCCACUCGCUGGUGAUCGCCCGCGACGAGACCGACGCCGAAAAAGAGAAGCUCCGCAAGCUGCCCGAAUACAACCCCCGCACCAUCUGA